Oryzias melastigma (Indian medaka) is the source of this 1558-nucleotide messenger RNA. Its product is annotated as transmembrane protein 205. The coding region runs from base 283 to 849 and encodes 188 amino acids. The transcript has 4 exons. The record is from RefSeq and is a predicted model, not a curated record. NCBI's taxonomy places the organism in Eukaryota, Metazoa, Chordata, Actinopteri, Beloniformes, Adrianichthyidae.
GUAACCAUGGUAACGUCACCGCUGCAGCUACAGUGGUUGCGCCGGGUUGGAGGUUAUCCCGGUCCGGUGCAGUAGGGGGCACAACUGGGCGUCGUUGUGAAAGUGGGUUCACUGGUAAAGAACGAGGAGGAACCGGUUGGAGCGCUCCUGCUGCUCCUCCUCCUUCACCUCCUGCUCCUGACAGUCCGGCUGCAGACCUCCUCACAAGUCCCGCGUGCGCUCCGGACGCGUCUGCGGACACUCAGCUCUGUAUCACUGAGGACUUCCGGGGGAGGCUGGAGCAUGGCCACGGAGCAGGAGCCCAGCUUCACCAUCAAGCUGCUGCAGCUGCUGCUGCUCUCCACAUACUGGGGCAUGCAGAUCUGGGUCACCUUUGUUUCCAGCUUUGUCAUGGACAACCACCUGAACAGACACACGUAUGGGUUCAUCCAGAGUCGCCUCGUACCGUUCUACCUCCACCUGGGCUCUGCCUGUGCCUUCUUCAACCUCACCAUCUUUGCCAUGUAUCAUCCCCAGGACAUCUUGGAUGACAGAGAAGCCUUCCAGAUCUUCAUCUUCUUCGUGUCGGUGACGGUCGCUGCAGUCAAUGCUCAGUGGUUUGGCCAGAUGACAUCAGAAAUCAUGGCGGACAUGCAUCUGGUGGAGCAGGCGUGCGGACUCGGACAGGACAUCGGACUGUCGUCUAAUCGCGAAGCUUACGCCAAGUUGUGUGAGACCGAUGUGAAGUACCGGCGCCUCAGCAGCCGCCUGUGGCUCUACAGACUUUUGUCGUCUCUGUGCAACCUCUGCUGCAUAGGCUGCAGCUUCUACAGUCUGUGCUACAUGGCUGAGAACCUCGCCGCUCUGUAAAGCUGACACUCGUGUCGCCUCAUCAGAAAUCCACUAACUAUUCUCUACAGGAAGGGCAAACUCCUGGGCUCAUGGAGUCUUUAUUUUUUUCAGUGUGUUGGAUUUAAGGUGAGAGGUCAGGAUACAGCCUCAGCCUCCCCAUCAGGCCUGUGAUGAACCUUUACGCCUCCACGGGUCCUCUCUACUCAUACGGUGCUCUUCCCUUUUACAGGGUUGCAACAGGUUUUUCUCUGCUCACUCCUGUGGAGUUUCAGGUUCCUGCAGGUUUUUCUGGCGUCCGACCUUCUGAGAGCAUCGGUGUUCAGGGGAAAGGUUGAGCUAUUUUUAACUCUUCUGGCUGCGGCUGGAAUGAGGAAGAGCGGUUCAGAGCCUUUCAGCUGCUCAGACAAAAAUCACUCUGCUGCUUGAAGCUUCAGAAAAGUCGCUCAACGAAGUUCCUCUGUGAUGCCGAUGAUUGGGAAUGUGCCACUAGAGUUGCCUUGACAACCCCUGCAGCCGCAAGUCCGAAUGAACGCUGCGGUAACGGAGAAGCCGCAUGUGGGAGGGAUGUCUGAAGCUGUGGUCACGGGGAUUGGUGGGGUCGUAUUCAUGAAGCCAAAACAAUGCAACUCAGGGAGAAGGUCAUGGGGUCAAAUCAGGGUCAGCUUAAAGUGAAUGAAAAAACAGAUUGAAAACUUGAAAAAUAGACUAUUUAACUGAAGAAAAAAAA